AUGUCUGGAAGAGGCAAAGGCGGUAAAGGCCUGGGAAAAGGCGGAGCGAAGCGGCACCGCAAAGUGCUCCGUGAUAACAUCCAGGGCAUCACGAAACCAGCCAUCCGGCGCCUGGCUCGCCGUGGCGGGGUCAAGCGCAUCUCGGGUUUGAUCUACGAGGAGACCCGCGGGGUGCUGAAGGUUUUCCUGGAGAAUGUGAUCAGGGAUGCGGUCACCUACACUGAGCACGCCAAGCGCAAGACGGUCACCGCCAUGGAUGUGGUGUACGCUCUGAAACGCCAGGGCCGGAACACUUCAACUGCAUUGCACAUCAGAGCAGGAAAAUCGAUAAUGGCCAGAACCAAGCAGACAGCGCGCAAAUCCACCGGAGGGAAAGCUCCCCGCAAGCAGCUGGCGACCAAAGCGGCCCGCAAGAGCGCUCCGGCCACGGGCGGAGUGAAGAAGCCUCAUCGCUACAGGCCCGGCACGGUGGCUCUGCGGGAGAUCCGCCGCUACCAGAAAUCCACCGAGCUGCUGAUCCGCAAACUGCCCUUCCAGCGCCUGGUGCGAGAGAUCGCUCAGGAUUUCAAGACCGACCUGCGCUUCCAGAGCUCGGCGGUGAUGGCCCUGCAGGAGGCCAGCGAGGCUUACCUGGUGGGGCUGUUUGAGGACACCAACCUGGCAAUUAUAAUCGUAAUGUCUGGAAGAGGCAAAGGAGGCAAAGGCCUGGGAAAAGGCGGAGCGAAACGGCACCGUAAAGUGCUCCGUGAUAACAUCCAGGGUAUCACGAAACCAGCCAUCCGGCGCCUGGCUCGCCGUGGCGGGGUCAAGCGCAUCUCGGGUUUGAUCUACGAGGAGACCCGCGGGGUGCUGAAGGUUUUCCUGGAGAAUGUGAUCAGGGAUGCAGUCACCUACACUGAGCACGCCAAGCGCAAGACGGUCACCGCCAUGGAUGUGGUGUACGCUCUGAAGCGCCAGGGCCGCACUCUCUAUGGAUUCGGCGGCUGAACAUAAAGCGACCCUUUUCCAGCGAACCU
This is a messenger RNA of Hemiscyllium ocellatum (epaulette shark), 1016 nucleotides long. Its product is annotated as histone H4-like. Bases 1 to 987 code for a protein of 328 amino acids. Gene Ontology annotation, molecular function: DNA binding; structural constituent of chromatin; protein heterodimerization activity. Gene Ontology annotation, biological process: nucleosome assembly. The transcript is spliced from 6 exons. Gene Ontology annotation, cellular component: nucleosome. The record is from RefSeq and is a predicted model, not a curated record. Lineage: Eukaryota; Metazoa; Chordata; Chondrichthyes; Orectolobiformes; Hemiscylliidae.